AUGGAACGUAACUCGUGUUUCUUUCAUUCUCAUAUUCCCAUUGCUUUCUCCUCCCUUCCCCAUAUUCUUCCUUCGGUUACAUCUUUAUUAUCUCUUUAUGGUUUCUACCACUUCCAUGGCUUCUUCUUCAUUCAAACCGGUGAAGGUUCUACAACGGUGCAAAGUCGCACCACCGCCGGGAUCCGUCACCCUGGUGGAUUGCACCACUAUCCUCUCACCUUCUUUGAUAUACAUUGGUUACCAUUGCCACCCGUGGAAUUGCUCUUCUUCUAUGACUUUUCCUACUCAUUAUCUGAAUUCACUCAUACUCUCCUUCCCCACCUCAAACACUCACUCUCUUCCACCCUCAUCCAUUUCUACACUCUUGCAGGUAAUCUUUCAUGGCCUACUCAUGAACCCACCAAUAACAAGCCCAUUAUCAGUAACACAGAAGGUGACUCUGUCUCAUUCACUGUCGCCGAGUCUGAUGCCAACUUCUAUCAUCUCUCCGCCAACCACCUAAAAGAUGCCGCUGAAACACGCCCCCUCGUCCCUCAUUUGCCAGUCAAUGAACCUAUUGUGCCCAUGUUGGCAAUAAAAGUCACAGUUUUCCCAAAUUCUGGUAUUUGUAUUGGAGUUGCACAUCACCAUUCCAUCUGCAAUGGAAGAGCAUUCUCCCACUUCAUGAAGACAUGGGCUUCGUUGUCCAAGUUAGGAGAUGCAUCUCCAUCUUUAUCACCCGACUCCCUCCCAUUCUCAGAUAGAACUGGAAUUAAAGACCGUGACGGCAUCUCAGAUAGAUGCUUGAACGAGUUAGAUAGAUUCAUGAAGAGGUCUUCUGAUCAAUUCCCGGUGGUGUCUGAAAUGAACCACCAAAGAUUAAGAGUGAUGGAUAUCAAACUCCAACCCAACAUGGUUCGAGCUACCUUCGAGCUAAAUCAAGCAAGUUGUAGGAGACUCAAGGAGUUGGUCUUCGCUCAAUACAAGAAGAAGAAGGAUCAUGAUCAACAAACACAAUCUAUGAUUCCUCCAUCCAGAUUGGUGUCCAUUUGCGCCUACACAUGGGUGUGUUUGUUAAAAGCAGAAGCAAAAGCUGGGGAAUCCAAGAGUAUUGAGACUCGUUUUGUGGUUAAUGCUGAUUGUAGGGCUCGGCUGGACCCUCCAAUGCCAAAAUCAUAUCUUGGUAAUUGUGUUAAACCUGUUGUGGUGAUUGCCAGAAAAACUGAUUUCAUGAGAGGAGAUGGAUUUGCUGUGGCAGCACAGUUAAUUGGAGGUGCAGUUCAUAAGGGAGUGGUGAACAAUCCAGAUAUUUUAAAUGGACUAGAGAAUGGAGUUUCAGAUUUGUUGGAGGUGCAGUCUAGUCGAGUUUUGGCUGCAUCUGGGUCACCCCAGUUUGGUCUUUACGACACAGAUUUCGGGCUUGGAAGGCCGAAGAAAGUGGAGAUGGCAUCCAUUGACAGAACAGGAGCUAUGUUCCUGAAAGAGAGCUCUAAUUUGGAUGAUGGUGGGUUAGAGUUUGAUUUGGUACUGAAUAGGAAACAAAUGAAUGCCUUUGUUUCUUUGUUUAUUGGUGGGCUUAAUGCUGCUCAGUGUAAGUCACCACAUCAGUAUUGCAGUGAAGCUAAUGGGUUCCUCUCAAUUACUGGUUCCAAGUAUGCGACUGAAAGGGCAUUGUUUGACAUGGAGGAUACUUGGGAUCAGGUCUCCUCACCUUCAUUGCUAAUGGAGACUGACAGAGUAGAUUUGUACAAAGACAAUACAGAGCCCACGUCUAACUGA
Macadamia integrifolia is the source of this 1758-nucleotide messenger RNA. RefSeq names its product malonyl-coenzyme:anthocyanin 5-O-glucoside-6'''-O-malonyltransferase-like. Bases 1 to 1758 code for a protein of 585 amino acids. The transcript has 2 exons. The record is from RefSeq and is a predicted model, not a curated record. NCBI's taxonomy places the organism in Eukaryota, Viridiplantae, Streptophyta, Magnoliopsida, Proteales, Proteaceae.